GGCGUCAGCGCCCAGGGCUGAAGAUCUGGCUCUGGCGCAGAGCCUUCACUUCUUAGCUCCGCACAGGUCGCGCUUGAGGGCGGGGCGAAGCGCUGGCAGGGAGAAGAGGCGGACCUGAGGUUGUGCGCGUGCGUAGAACGGAGUUGAGCGGGUCUAGGUACUGAGGCUGGGCUGACUCGAGCGAUCGGCGGACAAGAUGCAGGACCCCAAUGCAGACACUGAAUGGAAUGACAUCUUACGAAAAAAGGGCAUCCUACCCUCAAAGAAAAGCCUGAAAGAAUUGGAAAAGGAAGCAGAAGAGGAGGAGCAGAGGGUCCUCCAUCAGUCAGUAGUGAAAACAUAUGAAGAUAUGACUUUGGAAGAGCUAGAGGAUAAUGAAGAUGAAUUCAAUGAGGAGGAUGAACGGGCUAUUGAAAUGUACAGGCAGCAAAGACUGGCUGAGUGGAAGGCAGUUCAACUGAAGAAUAAAUUUGGAGAUGUUUUGGAGAUCUCAGGAAAGGAUUAUGUUCAGGAAGUUACCAAAGCCGGUGAGGGCUUGUGGGUGAUCUUGCACCUUUACAAGCAAGGGAUUCCCCUCUGUGCCCUGAUAAAUCAGCACCUCAGUGGACUUGCCAGGAAGUUUCCUGAUGUCAAAUUUAUCAAGGCCAUUUCAACAACCUGCAUACCCAAUUACCCGGAUAGGAAUCUGCCCACAAUAUUCGUCUACCUUGAAGGUGACAUCAAGGCUCAGUUCAUCGGUCCUCUGGUGUUCGGUGGCAUGAACCUGACAAGAGAUGAGUUGGAGUGGAAACUGUCUGAGUCUGGAGCAGUCAAGACUGACCUGGAGGAGAACCCCAGGAAGCCCCUGGAGGAUGCGCUGCUAUCCUCAGUGCGAGGUUCUGUGCCCAUGAGGAGUGGGGACAGCGACUCUGAGGGCAACUGAGGCUGCAGCUGCCGGGACUUUUCGAACUUUCUUGAUGUGACACAACGUCUGAAUUUUUUUAAAAAGAAAAAAGCAAGAACACAAAUACUUUUGGUUUUUAGCCUUUUUCCAAUUAUGUUUCACAUCUCAUACAUUUCAGAAAUAAUCAUUGCUCAGAAUUGUAUUAAAUUUCUUGAGACUAUUUUUAGAUAACAUUUCUUUAAAAGAAAAAAUUUUUUUUCGGUAUAUUCCCAUUUAUUUCACUUUCAGUAACGUUUUUCUCUUACAUGAUUGAACACAUAUUUUGCUUUAAAAUUAACAGUCACAGUUGAAGAAACAGAGGCUUAUUUUUCUAAUUAAGUUACCAAGCUACUGAAUCUUAAGGCUUCAACCUUAAUGUUGCAUCUUAUUUCUUUCACUGAAUAAUAAGAUCCUCUAUUUCGAUUA
Molecule: messenger RNA, 1348 nt
Organism: Heterocephalus glaber (naked mole-rat)
Lineage: Eukaryota; Metazoa; Chordata; Mammalia; Rodentia; Bathyergidae
Gene: Pdcl3
Product: phosducin like 3
Biological process (GO): protein folding; angiogenesis; positive regulation of gene expression
Cellular component (GO): cytoplasm
Molecular function (GO): protein folding chaperone; vascular endothelial growth factor receptor 2 binding
Source: RefSeq, a predicted model, not a curated record